CCGGACCCGCCGGGGCGCGGCGGCGCCAGCUUCCGUGCAGGCUGAGGAGGUCUGAAAGGAGGGGGCGGGCAGGCAGAGGCUGGAGUCGGUGACACCCCCUCCUUCCCACGCUGCGAGCGCCCAGACGACGGCGAGAUGACGGCUGGGAGCCCCGGAGACCGCGGGGAGGUGCGGAGGAGCCCCGAGGGCCGCGUCUCUCGCCUGGGCCGCCGCCUGGGCCGCCGCCGGCGCCCGCGCUCCCCGCCCGAGCCUCUGCGGGUGCGGGCGCGGCUGCGGCUGCGCUCGCCGUCGGGGGCGUUCGCGGCGCUGGGGGCGCUCGUGGUGCUGGUGGGCAUGGGCAUCGCCGUGGCCGGCUACUGGCCGCACCGCGCCGGGGCCCCGGGGCCGCGCGCCGCCAAUGCCAGCGCGCCCCCCCCGAGCGAGCUGCGACGCGAGGGUCGCGGCGCCGGCCGGGCCCACGGCCCGCACGAGCGGCUGCGGCUCCUUGGACCCGUGGUCAUGGGCGUCGGCCUGUUCGUUUUCAUCUGCGCCAACACGCUGCUCUACGAGAACCGCGACCUGGAGACGCGACGGCUGCGCCAGGGGGUGCUGCGGGCCCAGGCGCUCCGGCCCCCUGACGGCCCCGGCUGGGACUGCGCCCUGCUCCCCAGCCCCGGACCCAGGACUCCCCGAGCCAUCGGCUGCACGGAGCCGGAAAGUUGGGACCUGUCCCCGCGUCGGGGCACGUCACCUGUCCCGUCAGUGCGGAGCCUGCGUUCAGAGCCUGCUAAUCCUCGCUUGGGGUUACCUGCCCUGCUCAACAGUUACCCGCUGAAGGGCCCGGGGCUGCCCCCACCCUGGGGUCCACGCACCCAGACUGGCCAUGUGAUUAUCACCGUGCAGCCCUCUGGUUCCUGCAUCGAACAUUCCAAGUCUCUGGAUCUGGGCCUUGGGGAGCUCCUGCUUGGGGCCCCAGCAGCUCGGGACUGUGCUCACCGGAGCUGGCCACGGCUGGACCGCCUCAGUCUGGGGGGCUAUGCCAAGUUGGGAGGAGGAGGGGACUUGGGAGCCCGGGUUUGAAGAGCAGGGGGACAGCCUGCUAGGAGGCUGCAGCAUGGACCGUGCUAACAGGACCAGAAGUCCCAAUGCCCAGUAGAUGCAUCAGCCACGUCCCAGACGAGAUGGAUGCUCUGGCCGCAGCAGCUGCUAAGGCUUCCUGACUUGCAUGUCGGCAGAGAAAUGCCAACUGCACAAGGGUUCAAAAAGCUGGAGAGAGUGUGUUUUAAAGCGGAGCCUGGAGACCAGCAUGACUCGGCCUCGGGAGCUCGUUAAGCCUCCAAAAGUGACCUUAGCCUUGGACAGGUACCUGAGGGGGCUGGAGGUCCAGGUCAGGGUCGCUGGGAGAUGCAGCUGGCGUCUCAGCAAACCCGAAGUGGUGGGCAACGACCCCUAAGACUUGGAAGGUAGGUUGGCUGGGAUGUCACAGGCUGGGCCGGGCUCCCUCCACGGUGGCACCGGUUGUGGGGUUGGGGAAGAUGGGCAACGGGGCUGAAUUGAGACCCUCCACUGCCAUCUGGGAUGGGGACUGAGGCUUUACCUCCCACCACCUCAGCCCUUCUCUCCCCUCAGCCCUGCAGGGUCCACCCCACUAGGGCUACACUACUGCCAAAGCCUUCCUACUGAGGGUCGGGCCCCUCCCUGAACAGGUCCGAGGAACCCCCUUCUCUCCUUUGUCACAGCCUGUGCUGCAAAAUCUCCACCCCGCCCCCCGCCCCCCGCCCGGCUGGCAAGAAGCAUUUGCCAGUUCUCCUUUUACACAGCGUUGAAGCUGCAUUUUGGCCAAUGUGGGUAGCUUACUUUAGAAAAGGGCUUGAAUAGGGGUCUCCCUUCCCCAUGUUUCGUUUUUCCCAGGUUGCUGGUAGGAGAAGAGAACUUUCAAAGUUGAUCAAUUCUCACAGACUUUUUUUUUUUUUUAAGUUUAUUGAAAAAUGCAAUA
Canis lupus familiaris (dog) is the source of this 1975-nucleotide messenger RNA. RefSeq names its product transmembrane protein 200B (gene TMEM200B). The coding region runs from base 136 to 1059 and encodes 307 amino acids. The transcript has 3 exons. The record is from RefSeq and is a predicted model, not a curated record. Lineage: Eukaryota; Metazoa; Chordata; Mammalia; Carnivora; Canidae.